CAUGUGACUGGAAGUAUGAACCAGUGCAGCUUACUUAUACGUGUGACUUUUUCUGGUGUUUUGUGCAAAGCGGAUGCAACAACAGCUCCACCAGUAAAAGGCCCACCAGGUCCAGAAGGUCCACCAGGCGGUCCUGGACCAAAGGGUCCUGAUGGUCCAGGGGGCAAUACUGGUGGCGUUGGUGAACCCGGAGCCCCGGGAGAGCCAGGAUUUCCCGGCGGCGAUGGCCCCGAAGGUGGCGCGGGCACCCGGGGACAGACGGGAGAGGACGGCGACCAAGGUCCCCCCGGCCCACCCGGACAAAGCGUAGUGUGCCGAACAUUAACAGGUGCUUCCAUCCCCUGCCCGCCUGGCUACGAGAGUGGAGCAUUCUCUGGUGGAGGACUUGCACCAGGCCAGAAAGGCCCAAUAGGACCACCUGGACGUCAGGGUGUUCUUGGUCCAUCAGGCCCUCCUGGUCCAGAGGGCUUCCAAGGCGCGGCAGGAACACCAGGCCCUAAAGGUGAUGAUGGCCCACCCGGAUUGCAGGGUGCUGCUGGCGUAACUGGUGAGACUGGGCCUCCUGGAGGGCCUGGAAAAGAUGGUCUUCCCGGCAACCGUGGACCCGACGGCAAAACUGGCGCUAAUGGCCACCCUGGACCGCCAGGAAUCCAGGGAGCCAAAGGACCGGACGGAAUUCGAGGAUCAAAGGGCCAUAUUGGACACACCGGAAAAGAAGGCCACAGUGGAUACAAUGGACAAAAGGGCACACGUGGAGACCCGGGUAGACCAGGUGGCCAGGGACAAUCCGGCCGUGAUGGACUGCCAGGACCUAUUGGUCCACGAGGUGCCGCUGGUGCAGCGGGAUCAAGAGGAGCUGAUGGCGUAGAUGGUUCAGUCGGCAACCAGGGUCUCCCAGGUGACCGUGGAGUGGCAGGAGAUCCAGGACUGAAUGGCUUGCAGGGUCUGAAGGGAGAGACUGGUAUUCGCGGCCGUGACGGAGAACGAGGUGCCAAUGGAAAUGACGGAGUAGAUGGCCAGAAGGGACCCAAUGGAGAGCUGGGAACCCCAGGUACAUUCGGCGCCGGUGGACCUCCUGGAGAUGCCGGUGUCAAAGGAGAAUCUGGAACCAUCGGUGAACCAGGUGCACGAGGAAAUCAGGGAUCACACGGUUCAGAUGGAUCACGUGGACGCAAAGGAACCAUCGGUGCACCUGGCGACGUCGGACCCAAAGGACAAUCAGGAGAAUCAGGCCCAACGGGUGAAGUCGGUUCCAUUGGCAGCGUGGGCCAUCCUGGUGACACUGGCUUACAGGGCCGCCGUGGCAGACCCGGAAGACAAGGCCGACCUGGAGCAGUUGGUCUACUGGGCCCGAUCGGUGGAGAUGGUCGUGCCGGACAAGAGGGUCAACAGGGAGGCAAAGGAGAAAAAGGAUUCCAUGGCAGAUACGGUCAAACGGGCUCAAAGGGUCAGAUGGGAGACAGAGGACGUGAUGGUGACUCUGGAAGACCAGGACGACAGGGACCCGCUGGACGAGAUGGCAGUUCUGGCAUACCCGGACGCGAUGGCCUACCUGGAACAAACGGCAAAGAUGGCCGCCCUGGAAGGGUGGGACUAAUGGGCGGUGCUGGUGAUCGAGGCAUGCGCGGUGCCACUGGCCAGGAUGGUGCAAGAGGAGACCCCGGUGAGGACGGACUUGAUGGACGAAAUGGACUGCGUGGACCUAAGGGUCCGAAAGGCACAACUGGUGCACGUGGAGACCAAGGAGCAGAUGGCACACCCGGUGAUCAAGGAAUGAAGGGACGCCCAGGAGAUACCGGAGUUCCAGGACUCGACGGAGAAAGCGGUCUAGCUGGCGAAACUGGCAGCAGAGGACUGAAAGGUUUCAAGGGAGAGAGCGGCCGAAGCGGAAGAAGAGGUGACAAGGGUGAUGCUGGACUAGAAGGAUUUAACGGAAUUAACGGCUUACCAGGUCUUUCGGGAUCAACUGGACUACAAGGCCCAAGAGGCAAUCCUGGAGAGAAUGGUGUACAGGGCUUGACUGGUCUUGAUGGCCUUCCUGGACCGGAUGGUGGACAAGGACCAAGUGGUGCUAGUGGACCUCAAGGCAGUCAAGGCUCCGCCGGAGCUGCAGGCGCAGCGGGUGGCCCAGGAGCACCAGGAGUACCUGGUCUUGAGGGUGAAUCUGGCCCGAUGGGUCCGAUGGGUGGAUUCGGAUUCAAAGGCGACAAAGGCGCACCCGGAACUCAAGGAGGCCUUGGAAGCCAAGGACCAACAGGACCAUCAGGACCACCAGGCUUAAGAGGACUCCCCGGAACUGACGGCACAGAUGGUGCUGCUGGUACUCAAGGAGCACAGGGAGAUGCUGGCUUCGAUGGAGUUCCUGGCAAUGGUGGACGACGCGGCGAACGAGGACCAAAAGGAGAUAUGGGACCGAAAGGUGAAAUUGGACCUAGUGGAAGCUUUGGUACUGGUGGAGAACAAGGCACAAAAGGAAUAAAGGGCACAUCAGGAUCUAAGGGUAAUGGCGGACGCAUUGGCAUUUCAGGUCCAGGUGGACCUCGUGGACCCCCUGGACCGAAUGGAUUAAACGGUGCUGACGGAAGCAAGGGCCCCAAAGGCAACAAGGGACCAGGAGGCCCAAUUGGACUUCCUGGAUUCCGAGGUGCUAAUGGUGACAAGGGCGCUAAAGGAGCCAUGGGCACUAUGGGAUCCAACGGCGCUGACGGUAACAACGGCAUGAUGGGAGAAUCCGGUGCUGGAGGCUUGGAUGGUACCAACGGCCCCAAUGGUGACCCCGGACCAAGAGGACCCAAAGGAAACCGAGGCGCUCCUGGCCAACCGGGUGAUGUUGGCGCCGUCGGUCCUGCUGGUGAAGCUGGUGCAAUAGGAUCUCCUGGACCAAUGGGCGUCAUGGGCCGUGUUGGUCUUCCUGGACCUGACGGCAGUGCAGGAAUGACGGGAGCCUCUGGUGAGCGUGGACCUGCUGGCAAAAGCGGAGAGUUUGGUCCACCCGGCCCUGCAGGUCCAUCUGGUCAAGUCGGCAGCCUCGGACCACCUGGACCACCCGGCAGAGACGGUGUUGAUGGCAGCGCUGGUCUCAACGGAGCAGCUGGUGAAACAGGCCCACGCGGAUCGGCUGGAAGCAGUGGAUCAUCUGGCUUGCCAGGACGCAAUGGAGACCGUGGACCAACAGGAGCUGAUGGAGAUAUUGGAGAAGUUGGUGAAACCGGUGCUGAAGGCGAACGUGGAGAAGGCGGCCCAGAAGGUCUACAGGGACCCCCAGGCGAACGUGGUGAGGACGGUUUCGCCGGACCCAAGGGAGCUCAGGGUGACAUGGGUCCCGAUGGACCUGCUGGUCCCGAAGGAGCACAUGGUCAAGAUGGCGUUCAUGGACGUGAUGGCAUGAGAGGUGCACCAGGACGUGAUGGCGAGCCUGGCACAAGCGGUGUGCAGGGACAAGCUGGACCUCCCGGCGAGGGCUGGAUCAUCAACGGUCAGAAAUCGGCUGUUGCAAUGCCCGGCACGGCCACUGGCAACAAGGGAGGCACCACCAACUACUUCGGCUAUGACGGAUACCAACAGUACAUCAAUGAUGUUGCCUGUUUCCUCACACCCAAUGGCAGUGCCAAAUGUCCAGCCAGAUGCUUGCUUUGACCUGUUCCAGGAGUAUCCCGAAUAUCCAUCAGGUUAUUACUACACCACCCUGGAUUGGGAUCCACUAAGGACGCCACGCUAGCAUAUUGUGUUGAGGAUGGUCUUCAGACAUGCGUCCACUACAGCCCAACGAACAUCACUGAGAAGAUCCCACACACGCAGUGCGGCUGCAGUGGCGUGGCACACUGCACAUACACAUGCUCAUCUUCACCGCCAAUUUCCACUAACCUCAAGAUCAAGCUGAGUGAUGGCACGCAACUCAGAGACAGCGAUGUCCAUAUAGUACAUGAUGGGAAUGCGCUCAACGUAACGAUCCGCGGUGAUUCCGACGUAUUCCCAGUCGUUGAUUACAACGUGGAGCAAGUGUGCCCGGGUGAUUCUGAAGCUACAGCAUUCUGUGAUCGCUACUGCUUCAACUAAACUGGUGCUGCCGCUAUUGCUGUGCACCGACGGUGGUGCACCCGCGGCUAACCAACUCCUCUCUCAACUCCACGCUAUUGAUAUUUGGCUCUCCAGUUUGAGGUCUGUACAAAUACGAGUCUCUUCUCUGCACGGGCGCCGCCUGUGGGCCCGUGCGGCAGAAAGUCCUACCAUCCUCCUCUAUUUCUCGUUCAGACUCAGAAACACAGCAAUGGUCUUAUCACUCUGCUGCUGGUGGUGGUGCCACUGCUUGCCACUAUUGCAACACCACCAUCGUCUAACUGCUCUCACCUCUGUUGUAAAAAACUCACCCGUCUUUCUCGCCAACUCCGUUUUUCCUCCCUGUCUGCUAUUCCUGCUAAAAAGCCGUAGAAGUAAAUCUGUUGUUUCCAAUCCUACCCAUCUUGCCAUGUAGUAUACUAUACUGCUGCUGUCGAGCAUCCGACCAUGCGACCAUGCGAACAGGCACUUCUCAGUUCUCUCGGCAAACCACAGUAGAUUCGCGUCACUGCUCGGAGCAGGUCCUAACUGACACGUUCAAAUCCACUCAUCUUAUCGCCACGCACACACCCUCACACACCUGCUCACACAUCUAACAUGCAUGAUGACAUACACAUGGCAUACACAUAUCACAUGGCCAUCCGUCUAGGUACACAGGCAUCGAGUCCAGUGUCCCGCCACCAACCAUGCCCUGAAACCAUGGCUCGCUAAUAUCACUCCGGUUUCAAACUUUUUUAACGGUUUGUCUUUUGUUUUCUGUUGAACAUGCACGUUUGUUCUGUGAGAAUCUCGGGACACACACCGCAUCGAUUUCUUUGCUUUGUCUGCCUAAGAGCUGUGCUGUUUAUAUCCGAUAAACGCAAACUUCUUAUAAGCUUUGCUUGAUCGAAAAUUU
Messenger RNA from Sycon ciliatum, 4951 nucleotides. RefSeq names its product collagen alpha-1(I) chain-like. The transcript has 55 exons. Gene Ontology annotation, biological process: extracellular matrix organization. The record is from RefSeq and is a predicted model, not a curated record. Lineage: Eukaryota; Metazoa; Porifera; Calcarea; Leucosolenida; Sycettidae. Gene Ontology annotation, molecular function: extracellular matrix structural constituent conferring tensile strength. Bases 16 to 3636 code for a protein of 1206 amino acids.